Molecule: messenger RNA, 2610 nt
Organism: Gossypium raimondii (Peruvian cotton)
Lineage: Eukaryota; Viridiplantae; Streptophyta; Magnoliopsida; Malvales; Malvaceae
Exons: 9
Coding region: 474-2135 (553 amino acids)
Source: RefSeq, a predicted model, not a curated record
UAGCCUAUUAGGGUUUUGCAACCAUACCAGAAAAACAGAAUCGAAAUAAACAUUGAAUCCUUUUCUGAUAUCAUAUCAUUUUGCUUUUACUCUCUCUGCUCAACCCACUGUAUCAUCUGCUUUACUUCACUUAUCUCUGUCUUUGGAUUUAGUUUUAGACUUUCAGAGUCAAAAAGGGCCAUCAUUUGCUUCCAUCUUUCGGCUUUAUUUAUUUAUUUUCAUUUUUUAAAAUAUACUUUUUUGGAAGCUUACAUGUGAAGCAAAUUUCAGCUUUGAAUGAACCAGUGUCAUCGAAUUUGCUCUCUCAACUGCAAUUUUUCAAAUGGGUAUAGUGUUUGAAGUUUUUUCUUUCUUUCUGGUAAAUGGGUUAUAGUUGUAUUUUAUUUCCUUUGAGCUUCAAAUCCUGAAACGGUUUUUUUCCUUGGCAAAACUUUCAUCCAUCUUGUGAGGUGAAUCCAAGGCUAAAAGGGGUGAUGGAGGAUAUAGUGCUGUAUAAGCAAGGUUGGAAAUGGUUAAAAUCUCAGAAGCAUGUUUAUUCCAAGGCGAAAACAGCUGUUGGUUGUUGUAGAGAUAAAAUGGGGUUGUUAAUUGAGAAGCAUUGGCCUAUGGUUUGUAGUGCAUUUCUUAAUCUCUGGAAGUUCUCAAGGUUGCUUUUGGUUUAUUGGAAAGAUUGUUUGGUGAGAGGGUUUCAGUCAUGUAGCAGAUUGGGUUCAGCUUCCUUGCUUGUUAUAAUGUGGAGUUGUUUCCUCAGCUUGACUUCCAUGUCUCGCUUACUCUAUCUACUUCUAAGUAUGGGAGCUGCUGGAGCUGCCAUUCAGAACUUAGGUUACACUCCCGGACUCUUUAUUGUAGGAUUGUUCAGCAUUUUGAUACUAUGGAUGUAUGCUAACUUUUGGAUGACGGGAACACUCUUUAUAGUUGGAGGUUAUAUGUUCUCCUUAAGCCAUGCACGGUUGAUAGUCUUGAUAGCAACUACAUACUCUAUUUACUUUGUCAAAGAUCGAGUUGGUUGGCUUGGUGUUUUCCUAUCAAUAAACCUUGCAUUUCUCUCGAACGAUGUAUUGAAUUAUUUGGUCCAACGUUUUGAUAAUGUGAGUGAAACCGCACAUUAUGAAGAGCCAAAGGAAUCCAAACCAGUUAUGGAAGAUGAUUUGUCUGGGGAAUGUGAAUACUCAAAUCCUAGUAUUGACUCUGAGAAGGUGCAGCCAUGCAAGUCAUCUAGCAAGUCUGCUACUACAUCUGUUAUUAACCAAAAAGAGGUUUCUGCAAAAAGAGUGGUCAAGGAAGAAACGAGUUCAGCUGAUGAAAUGACAAGAAUAUUGAAUUGCACUGAUCAUUAUCAAGCACUGGGGAUUCCUCGUCAUACAAAAAUUGACACUGCAGUCUUGAAAAAGGAAUAUAAAAAGAAGGCAAUGCUUGUACAUCCUGAUAAAAAUAUGGGGAGUCCUUUAGCUAGUGAAUCAUUUAAGAAACUUCAAUGUGCUUACGAGGUUCUUUCUGAUUCCGUGAAAAAGAGGGACUAUGAUGAGCAAUUAAGAAAGGAGGAAUCCAGGACUCGGAGUGUCUGUCAAGAGUCCCAUAGCUCUUCACGGCAGCAGCCCAGUCCAGACUAUUGCUCUGAAGAAUCAAGGCGUAUACAGUGCACUAAGUGUGGUAAUUCACAUAUAUGGGUAUGCACAAAUAGGAACAAGGCCAAGGCUAGAUGGUGCCAGGAUUGCUGUCAAUAUCAUCAAGCCAAGGAUGGAGAUGGGUGGGUUGAGUACAAAGGUUCCUUGGUGUUUGAUAGGCCUCAAAAGGUGGAAAUACCACGUGCUUUUGUUUGUGCCGAGAGCAAGAUCUUUGAUGUUUCAGAAUGGGCUAUUUGUCAGGGAAUGGCAUGUAGACCAAACACCCAUCGACCUAGCUUCCAUGUAAACAUGGUUGGAUUGGAGAAGACACAAAGGUCCAACACAAGCAGAUAUCCUUGGGAUUUGGAUGCUGAAAUGAUUGAUGAAGAUGAAGAAUUCGAGUUAUGGCUUCAGCAGGCCUUAGCCUCUGGCCUCUUUUGCGAAACCUCUAAACGUAGAAAGAGUUGGAGUCCGUUUAAAUUGCCUCAGAAGAAAAGUAAAAGGCAGUGGCGAAGAUCUUCAACCUGAAUACUUGAUUCGAGGCAUUCUGCAAAGAAUUUCACUUUCCAGCCAAAGAGACAUACAACUAAGGACAAGACGGUUUAUGAAGGGGGAAGCGAACGAAAAAGGAAUAAGAAAAAGAGGGGGGAAAUCUUAGAAAAGGAUGAAAAGAAAAGAUAAGCAAAGAAAAGAUGGGUUUUGAGUUAUAAGAGAGAUGCCAUACAUUGCCUACUACCAUCUCAUUGAAUUUCAGGAUUUAGGCAAGGAAAAGAAAGUGUGGAGUUGCAUGCAUCCAUCCAUACAUGCAUACAGGUGUGACUUUGCCUUUUUAUGGCAAAUAUAAGAUCAAAGGCAUUUUCUGGUACAAAUCUGUUUUCUUAAGCUCCUUUGCUUGGCAAUUCUCAUUUCAAUGUUGGAUCAAAAUUGAUCUUUUUGUAUAUUUAUACUACUACAACUGCUGCUCUGUAGUUGUAAUGAAAUUAGCUGCCACUUCUUUCGGGCU